Molecule: messenger RNA, 1773 nt
Organism: Aphanomyces astaci
Lineage: Eukaryota; Oomycota; Saprolegniomycetes; Saprolegniales; Verrucalvaceae
Exons: 5
Coding region: 68-1702 (544 amino acids)
Biological process (GO): regulation of gene expression
Molecular function (GO): protein binding; chromatin DNA binding; RNA polymerase II cis-regulatory region sequence-specific DNA binding
Source: RefSeq, a predicted model, not a curated record
GUUCAAAUUCUCGUGGGGCAUAUCGCCAGUCACAAGUCGCUCCUACAGCGAGAACAUCGCCGCCGCUAUGUCUGUGAAGAUGGAAGAGAACUCGCUGAGCCGCCAGCUGUCCCAGUGCAACGAGGAAGCAUGGACCACGCUGGCCCGCAUUUCCGAAAUGAUGGGGGACGACGAGAACAUGCUCGUGUCGUACGAAAAGGUAUUGUCGCACAACCGAGUCAACCCCGUGGCGCUGUACGGCAUCGGAUGCUGCUACGAGAAAGCUGAGAGCUACAACAAGGCGGCAGAGUGCUUCCGAGGUCUCGUGAGCUUGGGCGGCGAGCAGCAAAACAACACGGAUGCGUGGGGCCACUUGGGCUAUUGCUACAUGAUGCUGAACGAUCUGUCCAACGCCCACACUGCGUAUCAGUACGCCAUGUACCAGAACCCACAGUCCCAGCGCGACCCUACGUUGUGGUUCGGUAUCGGUCAACUGUACGAGCGGUCGGGGUCGCUCGAUCACGCCGAAGAGUCGUUCCAGGCGGUACUGAGCUUUGAUCCGCCGUUCAACAUGGCGUUGGAAGCGCGCAUUCGCCUCGGCAUCAUCGCAAAACAGCGCGGCGAAUUGGACGUGGCCAUCGACCGUCUCAAGUCUGUGCUGUCGAUCGCGCAGACGAACGACAUGCUGAGUGACGUGUGGACGCAGAUCGGCCACGUGUACGAAAUGAAGGCGGAAGUGGCGCUGGCGCAAAACUCGUACAUGAAAGUGGUCGACUUGAACCCGAACAACGCCAAACCAUUGCAGCAGCUCGGGUGGCUGUGCCUCAAGCACAACCAGCACGUCGAAGCGAUCAAGUUUCUGAAGAAAGCCGUCUCCAUUGACAUGCAAGACGGCAAGGGGUGGUACUUGCUUGGCCGGUGCUACAUGGCUGUGCGCGAGUUUGAAGAAGCGUACGAUGCGUACAAGCAUGCUGUCAACUCGGACCCGUCCAACCCGAACGUGUGGUGUUCGUUGGGGGUGCUGUUUUACCAACUCAACCAGCACCUGGACGCAUUGGACGCGUAUUCCCGCGCGAUUAACAUCAACCCCAACAUAUGCGAGGUCUGGUACAACGUCGGGACUCUGUACGACGCCUGCAACCAAACCAACGACGCCCAAGACGCGUACCAAAAGGCCGCCGAGUUGGGCGCCGACGCGCAGUUUAUUCGCGAACGCCUCGACUUGCUUCGGGCCCGAGAAGCGAACCAGCCCACCACCGGCAUGCCUGGCGCCAACGCGUCCCCUGGCCCGUCCGAGCCCCCGACCACGUCCCCCAUGCCUUCGUUCACGUCCAAGAGCGCCCCUCCCCCGGUGAACGCGCCGCCGCCGCCGUCUCAAGGCGGAAGCGGCAACCUGCAGCAGCCGCCCGGUCCGUCGAUGGGAGGUCCCCCCAUGUCCCUUCCGCAUAGCAUGGGACAAGGAGGCCCGUCGCAACAAGGAGGCAACCCUGGCUCAAUAAGCAGCAGCGGCCCGUACAACCCCAACGGCCAGCCCCCUCCUCCAGGAAUGAUGGGUGGAAUGCCGCCGGGUAUGUCGCUGGGACAAGGUCCGCCCGGAAGUAUGCGCCCGAUGGGCCAUCGCGGGGGCCCCAUGGGCAGCUUGAGCGGCCCGAUCAGUGGCGGCAGCGGUAAUAUUGGCAUGGGUGUGCCCCGGGGCAUGAUGGAACCGCAAGGUCGCCGAUAAACUACUACCUUGGAGAGACGACGACUGACAAACAAGACAUUUAUAAAGACAAAUACCAAUUGAAUUCCGAA